GUCUUACCAUUUUCCAAAUUUAUCGUUUAUGGUAAGAAUAGAAAAGCAAGAUCGAUAACUUUGAAGUAGACUUGAAAACUAAAAACAUAACAGUAGAUAACAUUGAAUGAUAGAUCAUCUUCCUAAAUUAAAAUCUAGACCUUAACCAUGUCAUCAGUUGAUAAUGAAAGAUCUGAUGAUGCACCGCCUCAGCCUCCAGUCACCGACCAUCAAAGAGAACUAGCUGCCCAAGCCAUGAGCGAGUUUGAAAUGGGCCAGUAUGUUAAUUGUAGCAAAACUAUGAGCCAGCUGGCCGAUGCCAGGCCAACUGAUGUCAAGGUUAUCUUGAAUCGUUCAGUAGCUUUAUUCUAUCAAAGUCAGUGCAAAGCUGUCGAUGAGUUCCGACAUAACAUCCAAACAGUUUUCACCAUGGCUAGGAUUUCUCCAGACCUUAGUGAAAAGAGCAACUUGGACGAUGCAGACUAUGCCGUAGUCUAUUACAAUAAGGCCGUCAUUUUGUAUCAUGAGAAGCAGCAUAGAGCAGCGCUCUCCAUCCUAGAGAAACUAUUUAAAUAUAUUGAACCAAUAGAUGAAGCUCUGGCGCAGAAAGUAAUGUUACUGUUAACAGAAUUGUAUCUCUCGGUCCAUCAACCUUUUGAUGCUUGGAGAAUGAUUUUGAAUAUUGAGAAAUUUCUGAGUGGUAAAAGUCAGUCAUCACAAGGAGAUAAGGACAAAAAUGAUUCCAACAACGCUGGAGCUCAGGAAGCCUUGAAAGCAAAAUUAAAUUUGUAUAAAGUACGCUGUAACCUAAUGUCCAAGCAAAUGAAAAAUAAGAAAGAGUAUAAAGCACUUCAAGGGAAUAGUCCUCCAGUUGUCUAUGUGAAGGCAUAUUAUGAAUAUUUAAAAGGAAAUCUGAAGAAGGCAGCCAAAAUGUUGGGCAAUCCACCCAGUUCGCAUCUGUCCCCCAGCACUGGAGAGUGUCUUGCUGUUUUAUAUCAUAAUAAUCAAGCUCUGAUCAACAUGUGUUUAAAAAAGCCAAAUUUUGGUAUCUGCCAAAUACGAGACGCCUUGAAAUUCAAUGAGAAAAUAAUGAGAGAUGCAGUCCCUAAUGAUAAAGCCCGACCUCCACUCCAGCUCAGCUAUGUCAGUCAACAUUAUGUUCUUCUCUACAAUCUGGGCGUGCUCCAGUUACACAGCCAGCGACCCAGCUUGGCCUUUGAUUGUUUUGUUGAAUGUGUGCAAGUCUAUCACAGAAACCCCAGACUCUGGCUAAGGUUAGCGGAGUGCUGUAUCAUGUUCCAUAGAGAGAACAAUGAUGUGGAUAGGGAACACAGACACAAGUUGGAAGUUAUUCAGGCAUCUGUUGGCUCUGGCUUCCAUCACAAAUUGAUCUUGGGUCAAGGAGUUCAGAAAGAUAGAAAAGUCAGCGCCUCUGGGGGUGUGUUUCCUACUUUAAAUCUAGGAUUUGCUUCAUUCUGUUUAAAAAAUGCUUUCGCCUUAUUACCCGUGGACUCGUUGGAUGUAAAAAGUCCACCACCAGAUGAGCAAGCUGAGUCUGGACCUCCACCUACUGACCCAGUGCUAGUAUCAGCAGAGCCUGGGAAUCCUCUCCGAGAGACAGAAGCUGCCAAUUUAAGAUGUUCCAUUCUAGCCGCCAGUGCUUAUGUGGCUUUGUGUGAAAAUGAGUAUUGUAAAGCCCUGGCACAUGCUGUCAAUCUAUUACGGCAACCAAACUUGACGGCAGCUCAGAGAUACUUGGGUCACAUGUACAAAGGGGAAGCAUUAGUUACACUGGAUAGAAUAGCGGAUGCAAUCGAUGAACUGAAUCCAGAGAAAGUCACAGACAUCAGUACCAGCCUCCCAGAAGCAAACAAUGAUCAAGAAAAAGAACUGGAUGGGUUAGCAGAAAACAGAAUGUUGAGAAAAUAUAUCUUUCUUUUAGCUUCUCUGGUGAAAUGGAGCCCAGACUCUGUGACUGUGGCUAAAGGUUUAAUGCAGUACAAUCUGGCUGUGGCUUAUGCCAUGAGAACUGAUUAUGAUAAGUCGCUUAGAGCUUUAACAGAGUCUUCAGAGAAAGUUGGUAGCCCAAUACCUGUCCAGAUGUUCUACCUCAAGCUUUACUUAGACCUUAAACAAGGCAACAAGAAAGCAGCCAUUAAUGUCAUCAAUGAACAUUUUGGUUAUAUCUCUCGAAGUUGAGUCUGAUUUCAUCAUCAUGUCUGGAGCUGCCUUCUUAGUCAAGUCUGAAGCUGCCUUCUUGGUCAUGGCUGGAGACUACUGUUUUUUUAAGUUGGAAUUUUUUUUUCUUUUAUGAUAUUUAAGUUUUUUUUUUUUUUUUCGUGUGUUUGACUAUUAUUCACUUUCUAAUCUACUGCCAUCGUAAUGUAGCAAUAGCUCUCAUUACUAUUGUGUACAAAUACCACAUUUACUAAUUGACUAAAUCUCAUGGCGUGUAAACACAGAGCAGUUGUCUUUCUUUGAUUUACAUGCCUCAAUAGAAUAAACUUGAUACAAAUUUC
Messenger RNA from Biomphalaria glabrata, 2498 nucleotides. RefSeq names its product CCR4-NOT transcription complex subunit 10-like. The record is from RefSeq and is a predicted model, not a curated record. Gene Ontology annotation, molecular function: protein binding. NCBI's taxonomy places the organism in Eukaryota, Metazoa, Mollusca, Gastropoda, Planorbidae. Gene Ontology annotation, cellular component: CCR4-NOT complex. Gene Ontology annotation, biological process: negative regulation of translation; mRNA catabolic process. Bases 148 to 2178 code for a protein of 676 amino acids. The transcript is spliced from 18 exons.